CCUAUUUAUUCAACAUAUUGUGUUCUUCUUGUUUCCCACAUUUGUACCCAAAUAUACAACAAUUCAACGCCCACCCAUGAUGCUACGAGCCUCCAUUUCCAGCACCAAGAAGUUCUUCAACAAAACCUUAUGCAACUUCAAAUCCUUCUUCUCCAAUACCUACCAACGGCUUCCCAAAAUGGAUAAAGACUCAUCCUUCAUGAAGAAUAGUAAUGGCAAUGCAGUUCAUUUUUCGAAGACGAUCCGCGAGACCCAGAUGAAAAAAGUUGAGAAAAAUGAAGAUAGCAUCAAAAUUGGAGCGACCCAUCAAAGGAAAACGCAAGAAAAUUUGAAAGUGUAUGAUGAGAGAAGAAUGUGUUUGGUUGCUAAGAAAAUGAAAGAAUUGGAAAAGCUAGACGCUAGAGAUGUGGAUCAUGCUUUGGAUAUUGAAGAGAUUCUUCAUUACUACUCUCGUCUCUCUUGUCCAACGUAUCUUCAGAUUGUGGACAAGUUCUUCAUGGACAUUUUUGCUGAAUUUUGUGCUAAUCCAUCUUCUCAACAAACUAACCCAAUUGGGCACCAAUCAUCAGUGGGGUUAGUGAGAAGAAAAUCUCGUUUAGGAAACGUGGAGUCUUCGCUCUUCUAAUUCUUCACGACCAUAUUUGUGUUAGGUGAUAUUGUCCAUUCUCAGCAUUGUGGUUGGUCUCACACCAAUUGAAAUGUAUUUCUUACUUAUGAACAAACUCAUUAUCAUUCCC
This is a messenger RNA of Cucurbita maxima (winter squash), 737 nucleotides long. RefSeq lists its product as uncharacterized. The transcript has a single exon. Bases 77 to 625 code for a protein of 182 amino acids. The record is from RefSeq and is a predicted model, not a curated record. Lineage: Eukaryota; Viridiplantae; Streptophyta; Magnoliopsida; Cucurbitales; Cucurbitaceae.